Brugia malayi is the source of this 459-nucleotide messenger RNA. RefSeq lists its product as uncharacterized. Lineage: Eukaryota; Metazoa; Nematoda; Chromadorea; Rhabditida; Onchocercidae. The coding region runs from base 1 to 459 and encodes 152 amino acids. Gene Ontology annotation, molecular function: ubiquitin protein ligase activity. The record is from RefSeq and is a predicted model, not a curated record. Gene Ontology annotation, biological process: ubiquitin-dependent protein catabolic process; protein ubiquitination. The transcript has 3 exons.
AUGUUUGGGGUUGAAGCUUUGAAAGAUUCGCGAGAGUUCUCAGAAGCCCGUUUUGGUGAUGUCAGUACCGUACAAGGAGCUAGUAUUGGAAAGGAAACACUUCUGGCCAAUUUAGGGCCAUUCGCAGAUCUGUUAGAUCAAUAUGCCAGCAUAUGUAAUGAAGUUAUAUCACUCUUUGCAAAUGUCAUCUUACGAUUACUGGAAACAAUCAAUAAUAUUGGGUCACCCUUGGAAGUAUCAAAUCGAUUAAGAAGACAUUCUUCGAAUUGUGGUGCUGACGAUAUAAGUCGGAUUACUUGUUGCAUUUGUUUCAUCCAUGAGAAAUCCAUUUUACUGCAGCCUUGUAACCACAUUUGUGUUUGUGCUAAUUGCGUUGAAGAAUUGUUAGAAACCUAUGAGGAGCCGUUAUGUCCAUUGUGUCGUUCCGUCAUUACAUCCUAUGUUGAUGUCUAUAUUUAG